Messenger RNA from Pieris macdunnoughi, 546 nucleotides. NCBI's taxonomy places the organism in Eukaryota, Metazoa, Arthropoda, Insecta, Lepidoptera, Pieridae. The record is from the annotation of a GenBank genome assembly.
AUGACACACGCAUAUUACGCGGACGCGUGGAAAAAAACAAAUAGACGACAAAGAGUAUGGUACACCGAACAUUUGAUGCCGGCUCUGCUGGCAGCGAAAGAGAAACGGGUUCGAGAUAUCGACACUCUUAUAGCUAUGACGCAAGAAUUAAUCGAUAUAUAUAACGAACCGGCUGCGAAAUCAAAACCCGUGAGUCCUCGUGUUGUGGAACAAAGUGAUGAUCUCAAUCUGAUGAAACCUAUUGAACCUGAAGUGCUGAAUUUAUUGUAUGGUAGCACAGAAAAGGGUGCCGCUGAAAGAUAUCUUAAGGCUAGGUAUAAGAAGGCACCAGAAGAUAAGUUUUAUUUCCGUGUCGCAACCAACUUUGACUAUGGAUGGCAACAGAAGCAGGGUCGAGUGGCUCGAGACGUGAAUCGUGGUCGUUGUGCGAUACUACGGGAUACGUUCUAUCGCAAAAACAAUCUGGCACCGGAUCCCAUACAUUAUUCGCAACCUGCCGGUGGCGAAAUAUCGAUUUGUAGCGAAUAUUCAUGUCAUUUCAAUUAA